Molecule: messenger RNA, 1815 nt
Organism: Pungitius pungitius (ninespine stickleback)
Lineage: Eukaryota; Metazoa; Chordata; Actinopteri; Perciformes; Gasterosteidae
Product: glutaryl-CoA dehydrogenase, mitochondrial
Exons: 12
Coding region: 342-1664 (440 amino acids)
Biological process (GO): fatty acid beta-oxidation using acyl-CoA dehydrogenase; fatty-acyl-CoA biosynthetic process
Cellular component (GO): mitochondrial inner membrane
Molecular function (GO): flavin adenine dinucleotide binding; glutaryl-CoA dehydrogenase activity; fatty-acyl-CoA binding
Source: RefSeq, a predicted model, not a curated record
AGUGUAGAAAGACCCUGGAAAUCUUCUUUAAUUAUUGGUCACAUUCUGUAACCUUUUUGUUUGUUUUUGGUCGUGGUCGAUACAAGAAGCCGCAUCAGAGACCCCCCCGCCAACCGAAGAGCUCCAACUGCGUGCCUUGCGUAUCUUGCGUAACUUGCGUUGCACAAGUCGAGCAUUGCCUCCGCAGUUCUCCGCCUUGACCUGUCAUGGAGGGAGGGAGCUCCCACGUUACGUUACGUAUCCCUGUGACGUAGCAUGCGCGGAAUAUUACUUAAGCGACUUUCUCUCGCCUCGCCUGACCGGUUCAAUUCUCCAGACCAGCCGACAAAGGAAGGAAAAAGAUGGCUCUCAGAGGUGCUGUAACCCGUCUGCUCACCAACAGCCAGAAAUGUGCUGCUGUCACUGCCUGCAGAGCCCAGAGCACAGAUGCUAUGGCCUUGAAAGAUGUCGACGAAAGCAAAAAGCCUGCGAAGGCCCCCAAGGUGCUGUUCAACUGGCGAGACGCUCUAAAUCUGGAGGGUCAGCUGACAGAGGAGGAGAUCAUGAUCCGGGACUCCUUCCGCGACUACUGCCAGGAAAAACUCAUGCCCCGCAUCCUAAUGGCCAACAGACACGAACAUUUCCACCGUGAGAUUGUCUCAGAGAUGGGAGAUUUGGGCGUCUUAGGCCCAACUAUUAAAGGGUACGGCUGUGCAGGCACUAGUUAUGUGGCCUACGGCCUGAUUGCCAGAGAGGUUGAGAGAGUGGACAGCGGGUAUCGCUCCGUCAUGAGUGUGCAGUCCUCACUCGUCAUGCACCCAAUCAAUGCUUAUGGCACAGAGGCCCAGAAGGAGAAGUACCUGCCCCGGCUUGCUCGCGGAGAGAUCCUGGGCUGCUUUGGCCUGACGGAGCCCAACCACGGCAGUGACCCCAGCAGCAUGGAGACCAAGGCCAAAUACAACCCGUCCAGUGGUACCUUCUCCAUCAGCGGAUCAAAGACCUGGAUCACAAAUUCUCCUGUGGCAGACAUUGCAGUGGUGUGGGCAAAGUGUGAAGAUGGCAAAGUGCGCGGUUUCAUCUUGGAGCGCGGAAUGAAGGGUUUCGCCACCCCCAAGAUUGAGGGCAAGUUCUCGCUGAGGGCGUCCGCCACUGGCAUGAUCCUGAUGGAUGAAGUGGAAGUUCCACAGGAGAACCUACUGCCCAACGUCUCUGGUCUAGCUGGUCCCUUUGGCUGUCUGAACAACGCCCGGUAUGGCAUCGCAUGGGGAGCUCUGGGAGCUGCUGAGUUCUGCUUCCACGCUGCCAGACAGUACACUCUGGACAGAAUCCAGUUCGGGGUGCCGCUGGCCAGGAACCAGCUGAUGCAGAAGAAAAUGGCUGACAUGCUGACAGAGAUCACCCUCGGGCUUCAGUCAUGUCUGGCCUUGGGAAGACUCAUUGAUGAUAAAAAAGCAGCACCUGACAUGAUCUCCAUGCUAAAGAGGAAUAGCUGUGGUAAGGCUUUGGAUAUUGCCAGACAAGCCAGAGACAUGCUGGGAGGAAAUGGCAUCUCAGAUGAGUACCACAUAAUCCGGCACGUCAUGAACCUAGAGGCCGUCAACACAUACGAAGGAACUCAUGACAUUCAUGCCUUGAUCCUGGGAAGAGCCAUCACAGGACUGCAGUCUUUCACUGUUGAAAAGUAAAGGUUGAUUUGGACGACAUUUGUACAGCUAGGAAGUCUGAAACAUACCUCAGACACUAACUACGCAUGGUGCAUGUACAUUAUGUGACAUUAUAUGAAUUGUUGUUUUUUGUCACAAUUGGAUAAUAUGUAAAUAAAUGGCUUUGAAUGAG